Molecule: messenger RNA, 2631 nt
Organism: Schistosoma curassoni
Lineage: Eukaryota; Metazoa; Platyhelminthes; Trematoda; Strigeidida; Schistosomatidae
Source: the annotation of a GenBank genome assembly
AUGAAGUCAUUGGAUAUUGGACCACGUGCUAGUGUUUUCGCAACUCUAUCGUUUGCUUGCGAUACUUCAUACUCCGUUCCAUAUUCCGGACAGAUUAGGUUGUCUGGUGAGGUGCGGACUUCAUCCUCUGUUAUGACUCGUGAGGAGACAUGGAGUGAGUUUUGUUCGGUCGCUAGCGUCAGACUAUCUAUUGAAGCACUUCAGCUGUUCAAGGCCUAUUUAAAUGAUAAUCGUCAUGAUGACAAACCUGGUUGUGCUUUGGAGUUUUUGGAAAUUAUAUUUAAGAAAAUGCGUCGCAAAUUUGAAACAUCUCUAUCUCCUUGCUAUUUUGUGCAGGAAAAUAAGCCUGCCGAAAUACAGUCAUCAAAAACAGGUACUGAUCUAAAAAAUACGAAUGAACGUUUGUCUUUCAAAGAAGAUAACCUAUCUAUAAACUCUUCCUCCACAGAAUUGAGUGAAAAUUUUUCCCACAUUGCAUAUGCUAAUGCCAGUGCUGUGGUAGCGGCCGCACGGUCCAAGGCUGUGGCUGCCUCAGGGGUUCGCAACACUUCACCUCGUGGCAAGAGCUGUGAUAUACCUUCAGAUAAAGCCUCAAAGAAUAUCUUUUCAAGAACUCGACAUUCAAGAAGUGCUCCCAACAAAAAUUCUAAUCGGCAGCCUUCAGUUAACCAGCAAGAUUUUCAUCAAAAACACCACUGGCUAGGAGAGCAACAGACAAAAUUCCACACAGAUUCGCCAAUAAACCAAGGUGUUUCGGAAAUCAAACCUAGUUGGCGCCUGAGUUCCCUUUGGCUUCGACGUAGUUUUACAAUCGCUUGGCGUCGUAGAUCACCUCUUAGUGUAGACAGUUCUCGAGGGAAAUAUGGGGGUCCUUAUCCUCGUUCUCCUGGGACUGCUGUAAGUAUGAAUGCUGAACUAGUUCGUGAAGGUAUUGUGAUGCAAUGGCUUGGUCCACACUUUGAUUCACAUCGUCCUCGUAUUGAUUGUGAAAAGAUGAAUAAUCCUGAAGCUGGAGUUGAGAAGAAAACUACACAGUGGGCUCAGUCUCGUCUUUGUUUAUGUAGUACAAGCGCAGGCCUUAUUUUAGAAAUAUUUACUCCUCCUGAUGCUGAACAAUCCCAGUAUGGUCUGUGCUGUGGUCUUAUUUUCGACGUUCGAUUGGUCUGUCCUGAUGAACUUACAGACCCUCGGAACAACGUUUUACUUGUUAAAACCGAAUUCGGGGACCAAAAGAUUUUUCAGUCAUCGGAUGAAAUCGAUGCCAACGAAUGGAUCGCUGCUAUACGUAGUGGUUUGCCACCAUUGCGCAGGAAUCCUGUUUCUCCUAAGUGUGACAUUGACCCUAGUCGUAUUGUAACUUUUGUUCGAUCUGAACGAUGCACUAACUGUGAUGCGAUUCUGGAUUCUAGUUCAAAAUCACCCUCUGAUAUACUGUCCUCAGUCCCUUUACCACCAAACAAAACUGAUGCAAAUGAAUUAUGCAUUGGAUCCGACCAUAAAAAGGUUCAUGACACAUCAGUAUUUCAUUCUACUAAUUCCAAACCACUAUGUACAGAUAACUCAGCAAACUCCACUCCUAUAUCAACAUUUGCAUGUGUUUGUAGCCAUGUUAGUAGUGUACCGGAUGUUUGGUCUGCCUCCUCUAAAUCUGAUCGUCCCAUUACAAAUCAUAGUAUGAAUCUUAGCCAAUCAGAUGGAUGCACUGCCACAGCGAAUAAUACUAUAUCUUCUCAUGGAUUUAUAAAACCUUCUGCUAAUGUUCUUUGUCCUACUCCAUCGCGACCUUCUACCUUCGCCUCAGGAUUUCGGCAUACAUCGCCUUCCUCUCAUCCCGUUUCAUUACACUCGAUUAGCAGACCAGAUAAAAGCAAUAGGUUAUGCAGUUUGACAAACAAUACUUUACUAGAACAAAUUAAUUCACCUAAUCAAUCAAGACAACCUGCCACGUAUUUCCUCACUGACUUCUGGUUUGAAGAUGUAAUUUGUCACCAGCUUUCUAUUUACCCAUGGUAUCAUGGAACGCUUUCACGAGUUCGAGCCGCUAGUUAUGUAUUGGGUCAACUUUCGGAGUUUGAACAUGGUACUACACAACAACAUCUAACUUGUCCUGAAGCUGCUGGAAUAAGUCUUAACUUUGAACAAAAUACUACUGACUUAUCGAACAUGCCACCUGCUUUGCCAACUACAGAUGGUGUAUUUCUUGUGCGUCAAAGUGAAACAAAACAGGGUGAAUUCGUCCUGACAUUUAGUUGUCAUGGUAAACCUAAGCACUUAAGAAUGACUUUGAGUCCAGAUGGUCAUUGUAGAGUUCAACACCUACCUUUUGAUUCAAUCGUAGAAAUGUUGGAACAUUUCCGACAAGAACCUAUCCCAUUAGAACAAACAUUAAUAUCAAAUAUGACUGAUGGUUUAUCUUCUGAUGUUUUGCCUAAUUCCACAACUUCUACUCCUACUCCUAUCACAUUGUCAGCUUAUGUUGUUAAUACUCAUUUGACAGGUAGUCGUGAACGACUAGUUAUUUGUCGCGGUUCAGUUCGUGCUAAUUCAAAUACGGUAGGUCGAGCAGCUGCUGUAGCUGCGGCGACCGCAUCAGGUGGUAAAGCUGGACAAAAUCAAUACAUUGUCAUGUAA